Messenger RNA from Astrephomene gubernaculifera, 3061 nucleotides. Lineage: Eukaryota; Viridiplantae; Chlorophyta; Chlorophyceae; Chlamydomonadales; Astrephomenaceae. The record is from the annotation of a GenBank genome assembly.
CUGGGCCAAGACCCUCGUCUGCCACGUCAGCUCAUGCUCGGCCUUUUCGCCAAAUGCCAGGACAUCAACCGGCGUUGAAUAUUUACAUUCACUAAGGGGUUGUUACUAUAGUUCAUUUCUUAGACAGCGCGACCAGGCAAUAGGGUUUGGGUCCCUAAGAUAGUCGCCCGGGGCCCGGCCUGGUCCAUCUUCUAUCACAGGAUGGCUUCCUUGCUACACACGGCUAGGGAACGUCGCAGGGAUGCGCCUCAUGCAGUAGCGCGCCUGAUUCCAAAGGCGGUCCCAGCGCCCACAUGUGCAGCACCCUGUACAUCCUUUGGGACAUCCCCGCCGGAGGACGUGGCCUGCUCACCCGCGGACUCUUUCCUGGCUUCUUGUGCCAGUCUUGGAUCCAGCUUCUCAGAACUCUCGCUAGGAAGCUCGUUUGACCCUCCUGCACAUCUUCCAUUUUUGCCGAGGACAACGAGCCUAGUACGCAAGCCGUUACCUGACGAACAUGCGUCAUUUUUGCGAAAGACCCUAAAGAAACUACGCCCUGGACAGCAACUCCCGGCGCGCAAGGUCCGCAUUCUGGGCCGCGGUGGAGUGGGUGAGGUAACCCUCCUCGAGUUAAACCUCCCAGCUAGUACCGACGCCAACAGCGACGGCAACGCCAGCAAGAACUGCAGCAAGAGCGGCGGCGGUACAUUGCUGCUAGCUCACAAAGCCAUCACAUGCCGUCGCUACGAUGCAGCCCGACACGCCCGCGAACUCGCAGCCAUGGAGGCCGCAGCCGCUGGCUGCCCCUUCAUCCUACGCGUGUACGGCAGUUCCCUUCCCAUUGGCAAACCGCCGUACGCCAUCUACACCGAAUACGCGCCGCUAGGGUCGCUAGCCGAUCUGAUCGAGUCACGACGGCGGCAUCGGGGGCCCCGCUACCGCACGGCUGUAGCAACAGAUCCACAGCAGCUGUCGUACUUUGACGAGCAUGAGAUCCGCUGGCUGGCAGCGCGCGUGCUGGCCGCCCUGGUGCACUUGCACUCCUUGGGGCUGGUACACCGCGAUGUGUCUCCGCACAACAUCUACCGCUCCGCCUCCGGACAUCCCCUCCUCGCGGACUUUGACGCGGUUGCCGCAGUGGACGAGGACGGCUACGUGUACGGAACCGCGGGUCGGUUGAGCUGCGCGGCGCCGGAGGUACGAGCGGCGGCGUACGGCGGCGGGCCGUACAACGGGGCGCGGGCGGACAUGUGGGGCCUGGGUGCUGUGCUGCUGGAGAUGGUUUCGGAGCAGGAGCUCUGUCAGGGUCCGACGCUGGAGGAGUGCUCGGAGGCGCUGCGGGAUUUGAUCCUAGGAGGGCUGCUGGUGCCUCAGGCCCGGCGGUUGGACGCCGCUGCCGCCCAGGCGCAUCCCUUCUUUGAGGGUGUGGACUGGAGCCGGCUGGAGUUCGAGCCCGCACCGCUUGGCCUCGGCCCAGAUGGGCUGCUGGACGAGUAGGUGCGCCACGCAUGCAUGCAUGUAACAGGCAGCAUGCGACUGAAUACCGUUGGCGUGCAAUGCUCUCCAUAUGUGACGCAUGCAACACUGGUUCAGGCAGCCGUGCGCUGCUCAGUGCUUGGUGAUGCUUGCAUGGUACUGUGCGGGAAAUGGAGAGUAAGACGUGAGUAUCUUGUUUGGUGACCCUUGGGUCGUUUGUGGGAUACGUGAAGAGGAAGGGUGCGAGGGUUACGGGGGGCUUGAGGCUGCAGCGUAUGACGUUGGCGGUAACUGUAGAGUAUAAAGCAACGGUGCCGUUGACGGAGAAGUCGAUGGAGAGUCUUAAGAGUCAAGUGAAUGACAGUUGUUGAGUAGAAGAGAAGAGAACAAGCAGCAUCAUGCCUUAGUUAUCAUCAAGGCAUGUGCACAGAGCCAGUAGUGUACGUAUAUUUAGGCUUGGGAUUGCGGGCAUGUCAGGCCGCAUGCGCUUUGGCGGUUGGAUGAUUACCACUGUCGCAGAGGCUUACCGGGGUACGUGCUGCGGUUCAGGAAGCGCUGGCUACUGGACCCCACUGGUACAUACUCCGCGUGUAGGUUCGCUUGCCGGUUGUUCGUGAGCGGUGGGCUUGUAUGUAUAAUGUCAUCUUGAGGUCCUGGUAUCCGUGUUGGAACGGUGCAGUAGCUAGCGUAAAGCACGCUCGGCCCGAUUGUGAAUGAGGAGAGGGGAGGUAAAGGUAGGAACGCGCAAUGUGCAGGCGGUUGAGAAGGAAUAUGGAAGGCAAUGGCCGCAUGCAUGAUUGGGUAUGUCUGCGUGCGAGCAGCAUCGUGCAUGCGGAGGUUUCCCCCGCUGUGCAGUGGGUGCCUGGUGUUCAUGGUGGGACAUGUUGGGGUUCAUGCCUGUGUCAUAUUUCCCUACGGAAGUGUGGUGCGCGGGCAGGGGUGGUUGGGUUGUAUCUCAUCUGGAUCUGUAGGUGUGUUUUGUUCGGCGUUUUGCUUCUUGUGUAGGUUGCAUGGAUUAUAGAAUGUGCUUGCCAAUGAUAGGAGUAGGGUACUAGUACCAAUCAAUAGCUUUGGCAACACAGGGUUAGUAGAACAGGCUUCCGCAAUUCAUGAAAGCAGCCGCAUAUCGGUUUCGGCGUAGUCACAAUAACAUGCUGUACCAUCCACCGCAACAGGUGGCAUGGCGGCGGUUAAUGAAAGGCUCUUGUUUGGCUGGGUUUGUGGUCUUACAGAGGUGGGUGUGUUGUUGGCACUGCACGUAGAGGCGAGCGUGCAGGCGGCGGUGCAGCGGUUGACGCAUGCACACGACACGGGGGUGCAGCGCGUGUGUUACGGUUAAAUGGAUGAUGGACCGACAGGUGUUCAUGCAACGUUGCCGGUUUAUUGGUACGGCAGCAGCAGAAAAAGCGGCAGCCAAGGGAAUCACUCUCUGCCCGCACGUGUGUGUGUGUGUGUGUGCGGGUGUAUCUCGGCAUUUCCCUUGUGCGCAACCCUUGUAAGUAAGUACGGUAAGCGCCGGCUUGCCUAACUCGGAUUGUCCAAGCACGCGCGGAGGGCUCUGAUGCCAAGGGGUACAGCACCGAAACACCCGCCUUAACCCUUCCUC